AUGGCCUCUCAGCGUUCCAAGAGAACCAUAAAGGCGCCCAAGAAAUACUUGGAGGCGGAGGAUCUGGACGAUGAGGACAUUUUGCCCCCCAAGAGAGACGUCCUCCGGUUGGUGCGUGAGGAGGAAGGGACGGACGACUUGCUGGAUAGAGUCGUGUACCUAUUCUGGGAGGACGAUGGCAGCUGGUAUAGAGCCAAGAUCAAGAAGUUUGACCCCGCCACCGGCUUGGCAAACAUAUUUUACUUCGACACGGUCGAAAAGGAGGACGGCACAAAGUUGGCAGUGCUCAUUGGCGAGGGCAAAGCGGCCUUCAGGGAGUCAAGGAGAAAGGGGCAUGUGCUGAGCGAGAAUGAGCUCGAGCUACCAGAGGAGUUCAUAGACAAGCCAGAUCCUGAGGGGGAUGUGGGCAGCGGGAGCGAGGAGGAAGAGGAAGGGGAGGAAGAUGAUGGAGAGGGGGAUGGCGAUAACGAAGCCGGGGGUGACAGCGACGAUGAUGAUGAUGUCAGCAAAGAUGAUGACAGCAGAGGCGGCAGGCGAAGAGGCGCCAGGGGCCGUAAGAGAUCCAGGGGCGACAGCGCAGAGGACAGCAGCGAUGGGGAGGGGGGUUCAUCCGGGGGACCCAGGGCGAAGAAGGGAACGCCGCCGCCCGCCAAGGGCGGCAAGCGGGCUGCCCAGCCAGGCAGCGGCAGCGGGCAGUCGUCGGCCAAACGCAGCCGAGUGGAACCGCCGGCCGCCGCCGCACCGUCAAAGCGUCAGGUGACGCCGUCCACCAAGGCACAGGAGCUGCUGGCGGCAGCCGCCGGCCGCGGCAGGAGCAAUGACGAGGACUUCCGCGCAGCCGAGCGCGCGUCCAAAAACCUGCUGGCCUCCAUCCUCGGCAAGAAGGCCUCCUCCGGCGCACCCACGCAGCAGUUCUAUGGUGGUAAUCAGCCGAAGCCGCAGGCCAAGCAGGCAGCUGCCUCUGCUGCCAAGCUGGCCAAAACUGCCAGCAAUGUCAAGGAGACCGAGUUCAGGGAGAAGCAAAGGAGGGAGAUGAAGGAGAGUCUGACGAGGGCUUUGGAGGAGCUGAAAGCCAAAGGGCAUGAGGGCGACUUGCCAGCGCCAGACAUGGUCGCGCAGCGGAUAGAGGCCACCAUGUUCAAGCACUUUGGGGGCGUGAACAAGGAGUACGGGGCGCGUAACCGCAGCAUCCAGUUCAACCUGGCGGACAAGAGCAAUCCGGACUUCCGGGCCAAGGUGCUGCGGGGGGACCUGGAGCCCGCCAAGCUCAUGACCAUGCACACUCAGGAGAUGGCCUCCGAGCUGGAACGCCGCACUGUUGAAGCCAGGAAUGCCAAUUUUGGCAGGGCAGAGCACAGCGCAGGGAGGGACAAUGAGCAGCAGCAGUGGCGCGCACAGAAGGAGGAAGAGGCGCUGAACAACAGCGUGCUAGACACUGCCACGGCCGCACGGUUCUCGACGGCCGCCGCGCUCGAAGCGCGCGGCCGCACCGGCGACGGUGCCGCUAUAGACUGGCGCACCAACACGCUGGCCGCUUCGCCGCCGCGCACGACACCGGCAGAGGAUGCCGCCGUGGCCGCAGCCGAGGCCGCGCUAAAACAGGAGCCCAAGCAGGCACCCCUCACCUCGCAGCCGUCAUCAGGAGGCGCCGCUGCCACAUCAGCCGGGAAUGAAAGCGGAGCCAAGCCGACCACAAAUGGCACUUCUGCGCCCUCCUCAGCCCCACCGACAUCCGUAGCAGUGCCGGCCUUCGAUUGGACCAGCAUCAAGGCCCAGACACUGCAGGAGGCGUCCAAGCAGAAGGAGCAGAGCCCGCCAGCAUUCAAGCUCGAGGACGAUGGACUGAAGAAGGAGAUUCAGAACCACAAGGAGACCGGCGGAAUUAGUCAUGAUGAGGUCAAGGCCGAGGAGGGAACGCCUCCCGGUGACGCGGCGGAGCCGGAGGGGGGAAUCGAGCUGGAUACACUCCUUGACUUCUCCCCCGACAGCUUCUGGGAUGUGCUGCCUGAUCUGGCGCCCCUCAUCGCCUCCUCUUCAGGCCGCACCCCUGACGCCUGGUCUGCUAAAGUCACGGUGCCCGGAUCCCAGACAUAUGACAUCAGCGCUGACUACGUGGGCGGCACCGCUGACAUCAGCCAGCUCAUGGGCAAUGCCGAGGUGGUGAUAAAGGGCCGCCUGUCACUGGAGGUCCUGGAGAAGUUCUGUGAGGAGCUGCGCAGCUCUCGCAGCCGCACCUGCACGGCUGCACUCGUCAGGUGCACGACGGCGGCGGAGGCCUUCAAGGAGUUGUCGGAUUUGUACGAGGGCAGGCAGAGGUGCGGAGUGGCGCAGUUUGGCGCUGGUCUGGAGGCGUACCUCCUGCCGGGCUGCGAGCUGUCGGAGCGCAUUUUGAAAACUGCCAUCCGCGCGGCGCCCCUUGACACCCGUGGCACAAUCCCCCGCGCCAUCGGCGCCGCCGAGAUGCUGCUGCUCUUCGUGCAUCGCCGGGAUUGGCAGCAGAUGGAGCGCCCAACAGCCGCAGAGCCCAAGGCAGAGCCAGCGAAGGGAACGCCGUCGUCCCCAGGCACCUCUCCGCAGCACCCGACCACAGAGGCCUAUGACCCCAGGGCACCAGCCCCCAACCCUGGGCAAAUGGCGGCUGAGCAGGCGCCUCCCAUUGCAUCUCAUGCCUCCCCUUUGCACAGCGGCAGAGAUCCCAGGGCGCCAAAUGGCCAUGUCAUGCAGCAGCAGCAGGCGCCAAGUCAGGCCGCGGAUCCAGGAGCGCCAAAUCAGGCGGCAGGUCCAGGGGCGCCAAAUCAGGCGGCGCAGCCUCCUCCGGGCAAAAUCGAACUCGAUUUCAAAACUCUGGGCGCCCUGGCGGCUGCCCUGGGAGUGGGCACCGUCAAGCUGCCCACGGCUGCCCCAACCCAGCCGGCCCUCUCUCAAGGCCAUGAUCCGCGGAUGGCUGGACAGCCGCAGCCGAUGCCGUACCCACAGCCGGGGGCGUUCCCUGCUGGCCCCACAGCACAGCAGCCAGGGCAGUGGGCGCCCCAGCAGCAGCAGCAGCAGCAGCAGCAGCAGCAGCAGCAGCCCUUCCAGCAGCAGCCUGGGCAGUUUGGGCAGCCGCAGUUUGCCCAACCUGGGCAGUCUUUCCAGGCCCAGCAGCCGCCUGCACAAGCCCCUGGGCAGUCACAGGGGCCCCAGCAGCCGGUUUUCCCACCGCCGCCGACGCUGCCGCGGCCGGUGACGCUACCGGUGCCGCAGCCGGCGCCGAUCACGCUGCAGCCGCCCGGUGCUACUCCGCAGCCGCGGCCGGCCGCGCCAAUCACGCUACGGCCGCCGCAGCCGGCGGGGCCGCCCGCGCCCAUCCGGCUGCGGCCCCCCGGCCCGAUCACGCUGCGCCCCCCCGGCCCCCCCGCAGCCGCCGCCGGAGGCCGCGGCGGUGGCGGCCGGGCGCGCGGCCGUGGCGGCCGCGCAGGCCGUGACGCCGGCCGCGCCGCUGCUGUGGCGCCGGAGGCGCCUCGGAGCAGCCGCCCAAAGGUCAUGGGCCCUGGAGCUGCAGCUGUUGCGGGCUACCGGCCGGUCUCUUCACCGGGGCAUAGUGGAGAGGGCAGAAGGUGA
Coccomyxa subellipsoidea C-169 is the source of this 3600-nucleotide messenger RNA. RefSeq lists its product as hypothetical. The coding region runs from base 1 to 3600 and encodes 1199 amino acids. NCBI's taxonomy places the organism in Eukaryota, Viridiplantae, Chlorophyta, Trebouxiophyceae, Coccomyxaceae. Gene Ontology annotation, biological process: DNA-templated transcription. The record is from RefSeq and is a predicted model, not a curated record. The transcript has 23 exons. Gene Ontology annotation, cellular component: nucleus.